AUGUCGGACGUAGAAGAGACCAACGUUCCCGAGGUGUCGGAGGAGGUUGAGGUGUCGGCCGAUGCCUCCAAGGGCCAGAUGUCGGUUCUGGAUGCGCUCAAGGGCGUCCUGAAGCUGUCUCUGAUGCACGACGGUCUGGCCCGCGGCCUCCGCGAGGCUUCCAAGGCCCUCGACCGGCGGCAGGCCCACAUGUGCGUGCUCAAUGAGUCGUGCGAGGAGGAGGCCUACAAGAAGCUCGUCAUCGCCCUCUGCUCGGAGCACAAGAUCCCGCUCAUCAAGGUCCCCGACGGCAAGCAGCUCGGCGAGUGGGCCGGUCUCUGCGUCCUCGACCGCGAGGGCAACGCCCGCAAGGUUGUCAACUGCUCUUGCGUCGUCGUCAAGGACUGGGGUGAGGAGUCGCAGGAGCGCUCCAUCCUCCUCAACUACUUCCAAUCUGAGGCUUAA
Parathielavia appendiculata is the source of this 444-nucleotide messenger RNA. Its product is annotated as 40S ribosomal protein S12. Gene Ontology annotation, cellular component: ribosome; cytosolic small ribosomal subunit. The record is from RefSeq and is a predicted model, not a curated record. Lineage: Eukaryota; Fungi; Ascomycota; Sordariomycetes; Sordariales; Chaetomiaceae. Bases 1 to 444 code for a protein of 147 amino acids. The transcript has 3 exons. Gene Ontology annotation, molecular function: structural constituent of ribosome. Gene Ontology annotation, biological process: translation.